Parastagonospora nodorum SN15 is the source of this 117-nucleotide messenger RNA. RefSeq lists its product as hypothetical. The transcript is spliced from 2 exons. The record is from RefSeq and is a predicted model, not a curated record. NCBI's taxonomy places the organism in Eukaryota, Fungi, Ascomycota, Dothideomycetes, Pleosporales, Phaeosphaeriaceae. Bases 1 to 117 code for a protein of 38 amino acids.
AUGUCUAAGGAUGGUUCAGCACAACUGCCCGUCUCCGCCCCCAGGAAGGACCUGCGAUCAUUUUCCAAAAAGCAGUAUAGAGCAACCUCAAACGAGGUAAGGAAACGAACAGACUGA